CACGUGGGACUCUUGGAGAUACCAGAUGGCUCUUGACGCUGCGAGCAAUGGUAACUUCAACACCAGGUACCCCAUAGAUGAUGUAACUCUCAUUGAGAACCUUGCCUGUAGCAACAGCACGAAGAAUGCGGACUUCGAGAGGCAGAAGAUUGCUGGCGCAAUUACUGGUACUCAGUUCGCAGAGGUUAAUGCCAAGUUGGAUUCGGUUCACAACCUCCUCACGGGGAAGAAGGCUGUUCACUUUGCAGCAGAGGUUGAGACUAUUGAGCUAGAGGAGGAUUCUGAAGAAGGAGUGUUCUACAUUGAUGGACAAGGUUACAGAAAGUUCGGGCCUCCUCAAAGCAACUUCAAUGGUAAGCAUUUCACAGGGAAUCAGAACAACUCCAGCUUCAACAACAGGUCAGCGUUUCAGAAGACAUAUCCGCAGACUAGUAGCUUCCAGAGAACCUACGGGAACACGACCUACCAGAAUCCACCUGCGCCCACUCCCGAGAGUAAGAUGGAGACAAUGCUUGAGCAGAUUUUGGAGGGGCAGACUAAGCUUACUGUGGAGUUUAAUGGGAAGUUUGAUGCCAUCUACUCUGAUUUGAAUGGCAAGAUUGACACUUUGAACACUCACAUGAAGAAGCUCGAUGUUCAAGUUGCUCAAACUGCCGCCGCUGUUAAGCGACAAGAUGGUGUUCUUCCUGGUAUGCCUGAUGCUAAUCCCAAGAGAACAUGUAAUGCGAUCCUAGUUCGUGAUGGAGAUGAUGUUUGGGAAGAGUUGGAUACUGAAGACGAACUUGAGCUCGCAGCUGCAGAGCCAGUGUCAAGCGCCACACGCUGGUGUCGCUUGACACCCGUCCGUUUCCCAUGGAAAACGACGUUCGACGAAGACUCGUCGAUCGACACCACUCCUCUUGCUUCGACACAAGCCCUCGCUCCCUAUGCUCUUGUCUUCCCACCUACGAAGCCUGUCUACACGCCUCCAGUUCCUUUUUCUAGGAAGCGUCGCUCUAAGCAGGAGAUUCAAGAUGCUCGCUGCAAGGCCAUCAUUGAGAAGAUCUUGACUUCUAUUCCUAAAGUCAAUCCGGAGACAUCUUCUCCAACACUUGAUCGCUAUGUCCAGCGUUUGGUGAACAAUGGUGUUUGUGCUGAGGAAGAUGCUUUGCUCACCAAGGAUAUCAGUUUGAUUAUGCUGCAGGAAGCUAAGAAAGAGCGUAAGAAGAAAGUGGUUGUGUCUGAACACGUUAGCUCGACUAUCCAGAGUCUGCUGGACUACGAUGUUGAACCCAAGGAUCCUCUUAUCUUGGGUAGAGCUUUCUUGGCCACAGCUGGUGCGAAGAUUGAUAUGAAGAAGGGACAGAUUUCGUUGGAUGUUUGUGAUGUGAAGAUGGAUUUCGACAUGAAAGGACCACGUACACCUCCGAUUCUCAGUGAUAAGUCCUUCUCUGUUGAGUCUACAAGGGAAUCUGCUCAGGAAUUGCAGUGUAAUACACCAUCAGAGCCCGACAAUGCUCAGCUCGCCAUUCAGCCCUCUGCAGACGGACCGGUGUCGACCGACACCGGUGUCGACCGACACCGUCUGUGUCGAUCGACACCCUCGACGACCAGAGACACCGCCUUCAGCUAAUGUUGCUCUUGGGACUGCACACACUGCCUCAAGA
Molecule: messenger RNA, 1646 nt
Organism: Arabidopsis arenosa
Lineage: Eukaryota; Viridiplantae; Streptophyta; Magnoliopsida; Brassicales; Brassicaceae
Source: the annotation of a GenBank genome assembly